Molecule: messenger RNA, 270 nt
Organism: Amoebophrya sp. A120
Lineage: Eukaryota; Dinophyceae; Syndiniales; Amoebophryaceae
Source: the annotation of a GenBank genome assembly
AGUUGUUCUUGUAUGAUGAUUAAGAUUAAUAUCUGCUAUAAUGAUGAAGAAGAAAAAGCCGAAAUCUUUCCCAUUUAAAACUCAGAAAAAAAUGUCGCCUGAUGUUGUUCACCGAAGGGCUUUCGUCCCUACAGCACUGCUUGUUGCAAAUCUUUUCUCCACUGCCCUCGCGGUGCAGCUCUCGCUUUUGUGGAGCGAGCAUGAUUCCCGUACUUGCGCGAACGUGGAUCUGAACGCCGUGAUUCCAAGAUAUACCCCGAAGGACUGCGC